This is a messenger RNA of Bicyclus anynana (squinting bush brown), 4544 nucleotides long. RefSeq names its product transmembrane protein 184C. Gene Ontology annotation, biological process: transport. Gene Ontology annotation, molecular function: transporter activity. Lineage: Eukaryota; Metazoa; Arthropoda; Insecta; Lepidoptera; Nymphalidae. The record is from RefSeq and is a predicted model, not a curated record. The transcript is spliced from 6 exons. The coding region runs from base 279 to 1610 and encodes 443 amino acids.
UUUGCUCUUGACAUCUGACAAAUGACAGUAUUUUCUACUAGUCCUAAAAAAUUGGGAUAAACAAUUUUGCGAACUAGUUUUGUUAUCGGCGUCACUAAGUUGUUUUAGGACUUUUACAUAAUUAGCAUAAAUAAUAUAUAUGUGAGAUUUUCCGUUGCAGAUGAAUCAGUUGUAGUCUAAAGUAUUCGGUGUUCGAAACCAUUUACCGAUCCACUGACAUGGGAACAACUGUUAGAAUUAGAUAGAUGUGCAAGGAAAGUGAUUUUUGAGUGAAUACAAUGUGUUCUAGGGCGGUCACAUCGUUUUUUAGCCAAUGGAGGCUUUGGAUUCGACCUUUAUUUAUUACCAGUUAUGUUAUACUCGUAAUAGUGCUAGUGCCCCUGUUGAUAAUUCAUUCACUUCAAAAUGGCUUCACGAAAUCUGAUCAAGGCACCCUUAUCGCUGGCGGUUUCGUGCUCUUGGCGGUGCCGAUAUCUAUAUGGCAGAUCACUCAACACAUUGUACACUACACUAAGCCAUCAUUACAGAAACACAUCAUCAGGAUAUUAUGGAUGGUACCUAUAUAUGCCCUUAACGCAUGGAUAGGCUUAGAGUUCCCCGAGCAAUCAAUCUACAUGGAUUCUCUGAGAGAGUGUUAUGAGGCCUAUGUCAUUUACAACUUUAUGAAGUACUUGCUGAAUUACCUGAAUGAGGAUCAGGACCUGGAAGCUGUGUUGGAGACAAAGCCCCAAGUAAACCACUUAUUUCCUCUAUGCUGUAUGGCUCCAUGGGAAAUGGGCCGUGAAUUUGUUCAUAACUGCAAGCAUGGUAUACUCCAGUAUACAUUAGUUAGGCCUUUGACCACUGUCAUAUCUAUGAUAUGUGACCUUUGUGGAGUGUACGGGGAGAGUGACUUUAGCCCCGAUGUGGCCUUCCCAUACAUGAUAGCCAUCAAUAAUCUCUCCCAGUUUGUUGCCAUGUACUGCCUGGUACUGUUCUAUCAGGCGAACAAGACUGAAUUGAAACCUAUGAAGCCUAUUGGAAAGUUCUUAUGUAUUAAAGCUGUUGUGUUUUUCUCUUUCUUCCAAGGAGUGAUAAUCAAUAUUUUGGUAUUUUGCGGAGUGAUAUCAACUAUAUUUGAUAUAGACAAGACUGAUAAGGACAAGAUAAAAAUCAUAUCUUCCAAACUGCAGGACUUCCUCAUAUGUAUCGAGAUGUUCCUGGCCGCUAUAGCACACCACUACAGCUUCUCGUACCGGCCGUUCGUGACGUCACACGACGAGUCCACGUCCUGCCUCGGCUCCUUCCUCGCCAUGUGGGACGUGUCCGACGUCAAGAGAGACAUCUCUGAGCAUCUCGGAGUCGUUGGGAGUUCCUUCAGUAGAAGGUUGCGUGGUAAAUCAAUGUAUCACAUGGCGAGAGGGUACGACGAGAGCACCCGGCUCGUCACGGAGCCUGCGCCCUCCAGCUCCGCGCCCAAUCUCACUAUAGAGCCUACGGAACCUCCCUCUGUGGAGAUUCGACCCUCUGUGUACGGCUCCCUAGAGAACACUAUGACGUCAGCAUCUAUGAACUCGGAAACCGAACCGUUACUGGACCACUCUGAGGAGACGAGUGAUCCAAAAGUUUAAAGGUAUGCAAUUCACGAUAUACACUGUGCUAGUUUCACUGUCAGUAAGCCGACCCGACAUUUAUUAGUCCAAUACAAGAAACCUCUUAGCAAUAUUAAAAUUGACCUCAAGCUAAUUCAUACGCUAGUGAAAACAAAAAUUUUAAUUCAUGAAAAAAUUAAACAUAUUGAUUAAUUCUGUUUCGUCUUCAAAACUAGGUCAAAUGACCUCAAAGGUACCGACUUGUUUGUUACAAUCAUAAAUCCUUCAAUUUUACUUUUUUUUAAGUUUUUUUUUUAUAAUAAUAUACAUUGGGUACAUUAUGUAAGAUUGCGGUUUAAGACAAAGGAAACUUCACGGUGUUUAGUGAUUGUGAUCCAAAUAUCACGUAAAGUUUUGCGAAUUAUGAUUUUCGACUAUGCUGCGAAUCUUAUGGAUUAUUUUGUUACAAAAAAAAGAAAGCUCUUACAACUUAUUCCAUUUUUGUGAUAUAUUAUUGACAGUGUUUUAUUAAUAAUUUUAACAACACUUUUACUUGUAUUAUUUUGAUUAUAACAAAAAUGGAAUUUCGCUAAAUGUACAUUUAUCAGAAUAAAUGACUAAAUAUAAAUAAUUAUGAUUGUUACAGUCUUGAUAUAUGAAUAAUUAAAUAUCUAUUUUCAACCUCCUCAAUAAUAUAAUAAGUGUAUAAAUUGAACAGUAUAUAGAAAGUAAGAAGAAAAUUUAUGUAAAAAAUACACAUCACAUAGAGAAACUAAAUAAAAUACAGCAAAAUCAUCAUAAUAGUAUACUGAUUUAUCUUAUAAAUGUAAUAGUUUUAUAUAUUAAUAUAACAAUUGUUUGCAAAUAUGUAUUCACACAUCAUAAUUGCACCUCAAACGUCAUAUUGAUGAGACUCUUUUAUAUACUCAGAGGCAUAAUUAUCCGCCCACUUUAAUAUACUCUCGUCAUAUCAAAGAGGGCGGAUAAUUGUGCCUCUGAGUAUAUAUCUUUUAGAUAUAUCUUACUUACCCCUAUAACAGUUGCUAAUAAAAAUCUAAUAUAGAUACUGAAAUUAUGUACAUAUUUAUGAAAUAUGAAGCAAUAUUAUUGUUAAAAUUACUUCUUUUUGUAUAAUCUUUUUUUUUUGUAGAAUUGGUAUUCUGACAAAUAUCAGUACGUCAAAGACGUGAACUUGUUUUUCUGUAAAAUACUAAAUAUAUAGAUACAACCUAUCAAGUAAAACUAAAUCUUUAAAAAAAUAUCCAAAUCGUCCCACCCGUUUCCGAAAUACACAUUUACAAUACUCGAAUUGAGAACUUCCUCGUUUUUUUCAAGCCGUUAAAAAACUAGUGGUCCAUGUAUUCAUUGAGAUACAUAUAAAAUAAUUAAAAUUGACAGUGUACUACUAAAGUUAAGCUGAGUGUUAAGAUCUGUAAAAGAAAACUUAGAUUAUAAUUGUGAUGAUUUAACUAAAACUAAAGUGCAAUGUGUUGCAUUUGAAUUUGUUAUAAUAUAUGAAUUGAUGUAUUAUAUUUUUAUACAGGAUGCUCGGGAGUAUUUCCCAUACCUCCAUGGUUAUAUUCUCUAAGAAAAAUUAAUGAAAAAUGUCUAAGGAACAUGUAUCCUAAGAUAAAUAUUUUUGGAGUAAAAAUAUUUCUUUUGUAAAUAGAUCUUAAAUUCCAUAAAUCGAAUCCUUAUAUUAUGACUUAGCCAUACUUAUUCAUUGAUAAAUAUCAUGAAGUAGCUUACAAGUGAAGUGCAGAGUGCCAGUUGCAAAAUCUCGUCGAUAUCGACAGUCUUACCACUUCGAUUACGUAUUUUAAAAUGCAAGGAUAGCUAAAGGCGUGUGUAACAUGGAUAUUCGUAAUUAUUUGAAUUACUUUGUAUGACAACAUAAAAAAGGUUUUUUUAGUUAAGCAAUUCGGCUUCAAUAAGUGGACUUGUCAACAUCUUGAAGUUAUGGGAAAUACUCUCGAGCACCCUGUAUAGCUAGGUCCAUAAUCAAUGGUUUGUUUUUCUAUAGUUUAUAAUGUGGUCAUAAUAAGAAUUGUAUUAUGGAAAGCUUUUAUAGUUUUAACAUAAAAUACAUAUUAACUAAUGACUAUGCAAUUUUUAUCACAUCACAAUAGGUACAUCACUAUUCUAGGGCUUUAUAUUAUGCACUAUUAUACAAGUACAAGUCACAAAAUUUAAUGGAAAUCAAAUUACAGUACAAUAAUUGCUAAGCAAAAUUCUGAAUUAUAAUUAAUAUCAGACUUAUAAUUUAUAAUAUUAAAUGCUAAAUAUGUACUUAUAAACUAUGUAAAUAUAAUUUUUUUGUUAUGAACUCAUUAUUCGAGUUUCAGUUCAUAUAAUGAAGCAUAUUAAUUCAAAAUGUAAUCGUGAAAAUUAUAUUACACGAGAUAAAUUCUUCGUUAUUCAAUUAGUUGACCAAUAUGGCUUUGGAUUUAGAAGUCCUGGGUCGGUGAAUCACUUCAGUUUGAUUGAAGUUAGAAGAGAAUCAUUAGAAUUGUUCAGUUUUACACAUGGUACCACAACGCAAAAUCGCUUGGCGGUAAGCUUUUUGCCCGCAGGGUGGUAACUAGCCACGGCCGAAGCCUCAAUCGACCCAACCGGGGUUCGAACCCAGGAAUUACGUCUUGUAAAUCAACUGCGCCAUGGAGGCCAUGAAAGCCUAUAAUCAUAAUUUAGUUUUCUUUAGCCAAUAUUUGUAUUAAAGUCAUUAAAACUGUUUGUUUAAUUAGGCAAGUACCUAGUGUGAAAAAUGGCUUCCCAGCUCCUAUAUUAUUCCUCGAAGCAAUGUAAAAGUAGUUUGUGUAUAAUUUAGUGUCAGAUAUAAGUUUGUGUAUGUAUAUAUUGUUGUCGUCUCUGUAAAGGUAUUGAUGCUAGAAUUGUGAUAUUCGUUUAUUUUAUUAUAUUGAUACUGAUUGUAAUAUUUGUUAAGUUUCUUGAAUAUAUGAUAUUUCUCUAUAA